AUGCGAUGCGCGAGCAAGGCCGCCGAGAGCGCGUCUGCACGUCUCUGUGCGGACGCCGAAGCAGAAACAACAGCAACUGAUGUCUCAUCGGUUGCUGAAGCGACCCAGCCUGUGUCACUUGGUGAUGCAGGCGCUGGUCAUAAAGACACUCGUGUCUUCACAGAGUACGAGCUCGGUGUCUCGUACUCUCCUGAUACGGAUGACGGAUCCGUAUCGACGGCGAUCGAAUCCAAGCCGCCUGCCAAGCGUGGCAUGGACGAUGCUUUGCGUCGCAGCAUCUUUGGUUCAUCUGAUGAGUCAGAUGAACCAUCGCCGAAGCGAAGGCGCUCGAGGUCGCAAGACUCGGGCGCUAAUAGUGGUCAGGAAGAGCGGGACCGCAGUGUGUUGCGUCUCGCUCCCGAGAAGAAGGCAUGGAUGCCUCCUAAAUCUGUCAUGGAUCACUUGUCGGUCACGAUGAGUGAUCGGUAUCGAACACGGUUGUUCGAUAUGUCAAGGAUCCAUCACCUUGACCCCAGCGCGAAAAACUAUCGCGCUGAACACGAAUUCUUCAUCGAUGCUUUCUUUAAACAUCGAUGGUACAGUGGGAAUCACAAGCGUGAUGGUCCCUCACUGCUCCAAGAGUGGAACGCCUACAUCCAUAACCUCGAGGAUGUAGGUCGUGACGCUUGGAACGACAAACUUAUCAAAGCUCGUGAUAAGUUUGAGAAAAGAACCCCGACAGGUGCACGCUACAAGCUGCAUCGUCUGUCAAGGGAGAAAGGAUUACCCUGCCUCUCUUGGGGAGACUCGUGCCCAUGUUGUGUGAACAACUCUGCACGAGCACCUAAGGAGGCUUACCUCCCUAAUAGCCCGUGGUGGCGCGUACGUAUCUCUAGUGAGAUGUACGAAGAGAUUGACAUCCUAAAAUCCCUUUACGACCGUGCCGGGAAGACUUUCUCCGGCGGUCCUUCUGCGGCACAGGAUGUGCCGCGUCGUACUGCUCAACCAGACCCAGUACGUCAACCAUCGUUGGGAGCGGGGCUCCCAAGAAUCCCAGGACGGGGGAUAGCCGCGCCACCGGACGAGAUAACUCGUCCGACGUCCGUUCACGUCGCGGUGGUUCAACAGCUGCUCAACUAG
Messenger RNA from Peronospora matthiolae, 1119 nucleotides. The record is from the annotation of a GenBank genome assembly. NCBI's taxonomy places the organism in Eukaryota, Oomycota, Peronosporomycetes, Peronosporales, Peronosporaceae.